Messenger RNA from Diaporthe batatas, 300 nucleotides. RefSeq lists its product as uncharacterized. The coding region runs from base 1 to 300 and encodes 99 amino acids. The transcript has a single exon. NCBI's taxonomy places the organism in Eukaryota, Fungi, Ascomycota, Sordariomycetes, Diaporthales, Diaporthaceae. The record is from RefSeq and is a predicted model, not a curated record.
AUGGAGCGCAAAGAAACCGUCACGAUCACAAUGUUGAUAUACUACACCUUCAUGUGGAUCUUCAACUGGGUAGCCACCGGCUACUACAUUCAUAAGUUCAUGGAAUACGACAAGUUCUACGCACUACUGCUCCUCCUACACGUGGUCUGUGCCAACUUCGCCCUGCUCCUAGCUUUUCAGAGGCUAGCAGACGUGAUGCUGCGCGACUUGGAUUACGCUUACAACACUUGCGACAACAUCCUCGGGCGGAUCUUGCAACGUCUCGACCCUCAGGAACCUAAGGGUGAAGAUCAAGUCUGA